This is a messenger RNA of Oldenlandia corymbosa var. corymbosa, 489 nucleotides long. NCBI's taxonomy places the organism in Eukaryota, Viridiplantae, Streptophyta, Magnoliopsida, Gentianales, Rubiaceae. The record is from the annotation of a GenBank genome assembly.
AUGUCUAGCAAAACAUUUUUGUUUCAGCAUGAAAUAAAGUUUCUCAAGUCUGGUAAAUUAGCAACCUCUUGUUCCUACUUCCCAAGGUUGAUUGCACAUGCUCGUGAUGAUAACAGUGAGUUCUUGGGAGUUGUUUAUGAUCUUCAGCCAUCAAAUACGCUGUGUCAUUUUGUUGAUAAAGGAUUGGAACCUUGUCCUGAUCAACUAUUUCAUGUUGGAUCUAAAGCAAUGGAUAUCACAGAGCCAGAUGCUCACUUGGAUCGAGUUAAUUUUGGAUCAUGGGGUUACAUUGAUUAUGCUUCCUGUGGUACAGGUCUUUCAAGGGAAUACUCAGAUGUAUUUGCUUUUGGCGUCAUACUCUGUGAGCUUCUCUUCAAAUGUAAGGUUGAGGAACAUCCUGUCACUGGAUGGGGUUCAUAUAUCACGAUGCUCAUGAACUCUAUCCCUUGGACACUAUGCUGGGAGUAUCGUUCGUUGACAAGAGUUUGA